AUGACAGCAUCAAACAACUCUUCGCAAUCCGUAUUGGUGGACCCCGAGUACAGAAUCUUCAAGGAGAUGGUCGAUCUCCAGAUGCAGCAUCUCGGUCCACCACCAAUGGAGACUGUCUCAGACAUCCGCAGCGCUACGGCCGGUAUGCUCGCAAUGGUAGCAUCUACCGUUAAACACCCAGAUGGAAUGCAAGAAAGUGUCCAUUUCGCACCUUCUUCAUUGCCAUCGUCAAGCGCGCCACAUCAGAUCCCAAUCACACGUUACAUUCCCAUCGCCACCGCCUCUGCUACGGGACCUCAGCGUGCCAUUAUCUACGUACAUGGAGGUGGUCUGAUAGCUGGUAGUGUGGAUGCAUUUCGGCCAUGGGCUGCUGAAUUGGCGGAACGGUCAGGCACGCAGGUUUUCUCGGUGAAAUACCGUCUGGCGCCUGAGUUUUCCAUUGCUCCAUCAUGUACAAAGGACGAAUCACCCGCACCUUUUGCAGUCCACGAUGUUUUGGACGCUCUAUCUUGGUUGCAAUCUCCCGACACGACGUCCAAGUUGGGUAUUGACCCAGCCAGGAUUCUCCUCUCUGGGAACAGUGCAGGUGGAGCAAUUGCAGCCGGCGUCGCCCUCUUGGAACGAGACCGCAGAUUAAGAGGAGAAAGAGGGGAUCUCCCACCUGUGGCAGGCAUCCUACUCAACUAUCCCAUGCUAGAUGACAAGACCAGAGCAGUGGAGGGUGCUGCCGAAAACGAUUGGCAUGUGUUCACGGACAAGGUAAACCAAAUUGGGUGGCAAUCAUAUUCUGGGUUGAACUUCGAUGAACGAAAUGACCAGAAUGUAUCCUAUUAUACCAGCCCUGCUCGGUGUUCAGACUUGAGUGGAAUGCCACCCACACUGAUAGACGUUCCGACUCUGGACUUGCUCAAGAAUGAAGGAAUUACAUUUGGUACUCGUCUUGCCGAGUCUAAUGUUGCCGUUCAGCUAAACGUUUACCCUGGCGUUACUCAUGGAUUUGAUGGACAGAUACCGGAACAUCGUCUAUCAAAGUUGAUGAAGUCGAAUAAUGUGCAAUUCAUUCAAAGUAUUUAA
Molecule: messenger RNA, 1074 nt
Organism: Fusarium poae
Lineage: Eukaryota; Fungi; Ascomycota; Sordariomycetes; Hypocreales; Nectriaceae
Exons: 2
Coding region: 1-1074 (357 amino acids)
Molecular function (GO): hydrolase activity
Source: RefSeq, a predicted model, not a curated record